Molecule: messenger RNA, 1713 nt
Organism: Trametes versicolor FP-101664 SS1
Lineage: Eukaryota; Fungi; Basidiomycota; Agaricomycetes; Polyporales; Polyporaceae
Product: P-loop containing nucleoside triphosphate hydrolase protein
Exons: 16
Coding region: 107-655 (182 amino acids)
Biological process (GO): protein transport
Cellular component (GO): lysosomal membrane
Molecular function (GO): GTPase activity; GTP binding
Source: RefSeq, a predicted model, not a curated record
AGCUCCUCGACGCCGGCGGCAGCUUCAACUCGUACUUCAUUCUCGAUAGUCCUCCGACUUCGCAUACCCUCCUUGGACUUCAUUUUCAACCUCUUUCAUGCGCUAAAUGGCUGGCUUCUUCUCUUCUUUGCUCCAGUGGCUGAGCGGCUUGUUCUUCUCUAAGACGGCGGAGAUUGCGAUAGUAGGACUGCAGGCAUCAGGAAAGACAUCGUUUGUGAACGUACUAGGCUCCGGACAGUGGAGCGAGGAUGUCGUACCAACGGUCGCAUUCAACCUGAGGAAGAUCAGAAAGGGCAAUGUCACCAUGAAGAUAUGGGACGUAGCCGGACAACCGAGAUACCGCUCUAUAUGGGAGCGGUACUGUAAUGGUGUAGACGCAGUAGUGUUUGUGGUCGAUUCCUCAGACAAGGAGAAGUUCGAGACUGCACGCUUCGAACUUCAUCAGCUCCUCGCGCAGCCCACUCUGCACGGCGUCCCACUGCUCGUGCUUGGUAACAAGAAUGACCUCGAAGGACAUGCGUCCGUGAACGAGCUCAUUAAAGCACUACAAUUAGACAAGAUCACGAACAGACCCGUAUCUUGCUACUCGUGCUCGAUGAAGAGUCAGCACAACCUAGAUAUUGUUUUACAGUGGUUGUCGGGGCGAAGCCACUAAUCCCCCCCCCUCUGUCUGUCCUUCUGUCUUGUCUUGGAUGUCUCUUACAUUACUGUAUCAGUGGACUUGGCUAUGUACUCUGGAUAUUCACGCAUUCCAUCUCACCCCUUACACUGGAAAAAAUGACUAGAGAAACGACGGCGUGCAACAUAUCAAGCUUCGAGCUCAGUCCGUAUCCAUCUGGUCCCCCUCUUCCCUCCGCGCCUGCUCCUGCAGCGCCCUAAGGAACGGUUCCACGCCAGUACCCGCCUCCUCCGGUAGCCCAAGCGUGCGCACGAGUCCCCCAAGGAGCCCAGUGCGCAGCGCCAUGUCCAGAUUACGCACCGCUGCGCGGAACUGCGGCGACGCAACAACGCGCUCAAGCGUCUCAACGCUCGGCGGGCUCGGUAGGUCCGCGGGCAGGUGCGGGAAGAGCGCCUGCGCGAGCUCGGGGCGCGCAGCGAAGAGCGGGCGCAGGUUCGCGGGGGUGAGCACGUCCGUGAGCGAGAUCUCUUGCUGGGGCUGUGCGGCGGCUGCGCCCCCAGAACCCCCGGCGCCGAGCGUGGAGACGAUGGAGCGGAUGCGCGCGAGCUCUUCGGGCGUGGCUUGGAAUCCGCUUGAGGGCACUUGGGAUGAGCUCGCAGCGGAGGUAGAGGGGCCCGCGGAUUGGGUGUUGGGGUUGUAGCCUGCAGAGUACCAGAUGGGAACGAUGCUAGGGUCUACGAGGAGACGAUUGAUAUUUCCGACGAAUUCCUCAUCACGACUUGCGUCAGCGUCCUGCAUAUAGAAGAAGUGCCUCUGGUUAGAGGACGAGAACUUGAGGACAUACGUCCGCCCCCAUGCGGACUGCUCGACCUUCGCGAACGUCGCGUCCCCGGGGAAGAGGAUUAAGUCCUCAUCGACCACGUUCGACGACCGGUUCUUCCAGAUGAAGUGCAGCAGGCCGUCCUCGCCGUUCUGCAGGAGAAGCGCGCCCUUGGUGGGGUCGGGGUCGACGAAGUUCGUGCUGCCGCGGCGGAAGGCACGGCCAGCCUUGAAUGCGAGACGAGUUUCUGCCAUGUGUAGGUAGAGUGGUCGAG